GUGACAUCAGAGCGCGCGUGCAGCAUCACUGAACGCAGGGCAUCAUCGUCCUCGCAGAGAAAGACAGCACAGACUCCACGCCCAGUAAAUACCACCAACCCCGCAUGAACAUGAGGUGCUGUUUCCUUGGUAACCAGACGGUCUGGGAGUGAAUGGUUGUUGGGAGAUAGAUGUGAUCUGGGAGGGGGGAGCAGGGGAUCUCAUCCUGUGAUGAUGUCAUACCCGACGGCCUCCUAUGAUCAGCUGGUGCGUCAGGUGGAGGAUCUCCGUAUGGAGAACUCUCACCUGCGACGUGAGCUUCAGGACAACUCACACCACCUGUCCAAACUGGAGAAUGAAACCUCAGACAUGAAGGAGGUUUUGAGGCAGCUGCAGAGUAAACUGGAGCAGGAGGCUGGGACGCUCGCAUCCUCGGGCAGAAGUGAUGUGCUGGAUCAACUCAAAGAGCUCCAUACGGACCUGACUAACUACUAUGAGCUGAAGUACCAGCCGCACAACCUGCGUGCAUUUCCAGAGACAAUGGCCGGUCAGUUAGGGGAAGGCGAGGAAAGACUCAGCAUCGGCAGAGCCAGGAGUCCUGUCUGUCCGUCAUCCCGCAAGUCCUCAUCUGCAUCUGGAGAGGGUACGGCCAUGCACCCCACGCAUCCUUAUCAGGGACCUGGAGAAGGUCGCAUCACUGCCCAACACCUGGAGGAACUGUGCAAAGAGAGGUCCAUGUUGCUGAGUGAAAUCGAGAAAGAAGAGAAAGAACGGCGGUGGUAUUACUCACAGCUGCAGAGUUUGUCUCAGAAACUGGCUGAACUGCCCCGACUCGAUACGUUUUCCUUGCAGGUGGAUUUAAUUCGUCAGCAGCUGGAGUUUGAAGCUCAACAGCUGCGCUCUGUUAUGGAGGAACGUUUCGGCACCAGCGACGAGAUGGUUCAGAGGACACAAAUUCGUGUAGCUCGGUUGGAGCAGUUGGAAAAAGAGCUUCAGGAGGUUCAAAGCUCACGAGCUCCACAGGAGAAGAACACUUUACCAGAGACUCAGAGCACUGAAUGCCUCUCAAAAGCAACUGUUCCUGACAUGGAUACAGGGAAUGCUGGUACUUCGGAUGCUCCUGGAGAAGCAGGGAGCAAAGUAGAGAUGGUGUUUUGGCUGUUGUCUAUGCUGGCGUCCAGAGAUCGAGAGGAGAUGUCUCGUACGCUGCUUGCGAUGUCAAGCUCACAGGAGAGUUGCAUCGCCAUGCGCAAGUCUGGUUGCGUCCCACUGCUUGUGCAAAUACUACACGAGGGAGGCACGGGCGAGGCGUCAGGGACCGGGGGUUACAGUCGAGAAGCCCGUUCCAGAGCAAGUGCUGCCCUGCACAACAUUGUGUACUCACAGCCGGAUGAAGGUCAGGCUCGGCGUGAGAUGAGGGUCCUGCAUGUGCUAGAGCAGAUCCGUUCGCACUGUGAGAACGGCUGGGACUGGAUUGAGAAUAAUUUGGGAACCCCCUCUCCUGGUGGUGCCAAAACCAGGGAAAUCCCUGAGCCAGUGGAUCCGCAGAUUUGCCAGGCUUUGUGUGUGAUCAUGAAGUUAUCUUUUGAGGAAGAAUACCGCAGGGCAAUGAAUGAACUAGGCGGCUUACAAGCAAUUGCAGAGUUAAUGCAGUUGGACCAAGAACUGUAUGGUAUGCAGAAUGAGCCAAUCAAUAUGGCCCUGCGGAGGUAUGCUGGAAUGACACUAACAAACCUGACGUAUGGUGACGUUGUAAAUAAGGCCUCUCUGUGCUCGAAGAAAAGUUGCCUUCGAGCUAUUGUUGCACAGCUUGCAUCUGAAAGUGAGGAGCUACAGCAGGUGGUGUCAAGUAUACUGAGAAACUUGUCUUGGCGCGCUGAUAUCAACAGCAAGAGAGCUCUAAGGGAUGUUGGCAGUGUGUCAGGACUUAUGACCUGUGCACUGCAGGCAACAAAGGAAUCCACUUUAAAGAGCGUGCUAAGUGCACUGUGGAAUUUGUCCGCACACAGCACGGAGAAUAAGGUGGCAAUAUGCUCUGUUGAUGGUGCUCUUGGCUUUUUAGUUAGCACUUUGACUUAUCGAUGUCAAACCAACUCACUGGCCAUUAUUGAGAGUGGUGGAGGCAUCCUGCGUAAUGUGUCCAGCCUCAUUGCUACCCGAGACGAUUACAGGCAAAUCCUCAGGGAUCAUAACUGUCUUCAGACUCUGCUGCAGCAUUUGCGUUCCCACAGUCUGACCAUUGUAAGCAAUGCAUGUGGAACUCUUUGGAACCUGUCGGCACGGAGUCCAAAGGACCAGGAAUUGUUGUGGGACUUUGGAGCUGUAAGCAUGCUGCGCAAUCUCAUCCACUCCAAGCACAAAAUGAUAGCCAUGGGAAGUGCUGCAGCUCUGCGGAACCUCUUAUCAAAUCGUCCUCUCAAAUAUAAGGAUACGGCUGUUGUAUCACCAGGAUCCUGUAUGCCGUCUCUCUACAUGAGAAAGCAGAAAGCAUUAGAGGCUGAAUUAGAUGCCAAGCACCUGGCAGAAACGUUUGAUUCAAUAGAGAAGCAAAAUUUUAAACACCAGAGUAUAAACAAACCACUGCGACACAUUGAGAGCCUAGCAAAGGACUAUGCUUCGGAUUCUGGUUGUUUUGAUGAUGAUGAGGCUCCUAAUGCGUCAGCCAGCCUGGACACAGGGACCUUCUCCAUGCUCUCAAUGUUCUUGAACAAUUCUAACUUCCUUCAUGCUCAGCCCCGAAAGCGAGAGGGCGAGCCUGAACAAGAUAUUGAGCCACCUCAAACCAACAAUAUAAGGUCACACCCCCCUGAUGAUGAAGUAACUGUAGCAGCUGAGAACUUAGCCAAGAAGAUCACCAACACAGUGGCUAAAAUUGACAAACUGGUAGAUGACAUUACCAUGCGUACAUCUUCCGAAGACAGUUUCAGCCUUAGUUCAGAAGAUCAUUUGCUGGAUUGGAAUUAUGGGCCAGAUGAGCUUCAUGAAGCAAGAGCCAUUUCUUGCUCCCCUUGCCAUUUCUCUGAUACCACUUCAUUUUCACCUAAAGAGUAUCUCAGCAGAGCACAUACCUUCUUGCGUCUUAAAACAGCCAAUUCGACUUUAUCAAAUGACAGCCUUAACAGUGGAAGCACCAGUGAUGGCUAUUGUGGAAGUCAGGACCAGACUCGUACCGCUGCAAGGCCAACUGAACAACGUCGUCCAAAUAAACUUGACCUUAAGGUGGCUCAUGAAGAACCACUGCACAGUGGCAUGCAUAUUUCGAGAAUUAUUUGUCAAAACGAGGUCCCUGAGAGAGAUUUUGAGACUAACAAAGAUGCCACUUUGCCCGAUUUAGGUUCCACAGAUACAGAAAAGAGCCAAGAACCUCUUAUAGCAACACCAGCAACCGUCUCAACCAAGGUGUCCUCUGAUAAUAGUAUACCAACUGUCAAGCUCUCUCCCUCCUAUCAGUAUGUUCCACUAAUCCAGAGUGUCGCCAAGUUUGGUGUUGCAAAUACUUCAAUUAAUGUGCAGGCAGCACAAGCAAUGCGCAGGCAAGCUUGGGUUCCAACAGUGAUGACUGGUGGAAGUAUUAGCAAAUUUUCCCCCAUAUGUUCUGCAAGAAGCCCCACAAUAGGACAGCUGGAGACAACUCAGAAGUAUUCUGUAGAGAACACGCCAAUCUGCUUCUCACGCUGCAGUUCUCUGUCAUCUUUGUCUUCUGCAGAUGGAGCCAUUGAUGGGCAGAGUCGGACUGAUAAUGAGCUAGAGAGUGACUCCUCACUAGAAAUCAUUGAUGUGGAAGACAUGAAUCUGGAGAGAAAAGAAGAGGAUGAGACACUUGAUGACUUGAGUGACAGCCAGUUAUUAGUUACCGAUCAGAAAACAUGCCCAACCAAUAAUAUUGGCACUGAUCCAGCUGAGAUCACUUGUACAGUUAAAAAUGAGAAGAGGUUCUUUAGAGGAGUAUCUCCAGGAAUUCUUGAGGACAGAACACCAUCAAGCUCCUCGGAAAACUACAUUCAUGAAACCCCACUUGUAAUGAGCCGCUGUAGUUCUGUGAGCUCACUUGGCAGCUUUGAAUCCCCUUCAAUUGCCAGUUCUAUUCUGAGUGAUCCAUGCAGUGAAAUGAUAAGUGGAACUGUUAGCCCCAGUGACCUGCCAGACAGCCCAGGUCAAACAAUGCCACCAAGUCGCAGCAAAACUCCAUGUUGUGCAGAAUCAGGUGGGCCAGAGACACACACUCUUGGUGGUGUAGGAAGCCAGUGGGAAAACAGCUUACGCAAGUUUAUGGAAAUCGCAGACUUUAAAGAAAGGUUUAACCUACCUCCAGAUUUGGAUACAAUGAUUUAUUUCACUGUGGAAAAACCAAUUGAGAAUUUCUCAUGUGCCUCAAGUCUGAGUGCCCUCCCUCUGCAUGAGCACUAUGUUCAGAAAGAUGUGGAGCUCAAGCUUACUCCUUUGCUAAACCAACAAGACAAUGAUCCAGAGGAUUCUGAAAAGGAAGAGGAUAUGGAUGACCAAUACAGUGACGGCAACUCAGAUGAUGACAUUGAAAUUCUCAAAGAGUGCAUUAAUUCUGCCAUGCCAUCUAAAUUUAAGAAGGUCAGGCCUACAGUAAUGUCAAACCAAGUUCUCAACAUGCAGUAUCGAAAAUCUGUGCCACUACCAGUGUAUAUGGUGCUGCAGAAUAAAAAUGGACAAAUAUGUAAUGGACAAAAGUUUGGAAUGUCUGCAAGAGAAAUUUAUCCUGAUGAUUCUUCCUAUACCGACUCUGCUGAAGGUACCCAAAUCAAUUUCUCAAGCACCACUUCCUUAAGUGAUGAAACUUUGCAAUAUCCAGUGAGGACUAAGGGACUAAAGGAUUGGAGGUCAAGAAAUAAAGAAACACAGGAGCUUGUUGAUAUAGAAGCAAAGAGAAUUGAAGACCUACGGAUGUUCUCUCGCUUUCACAAACCAGCAAAAAUGGCAUGUCAGUCUCACAUAGUCUCAAACCAAAUGAACACAACAAUUAGACACAAGGUUCCCACUCAAAGAAUACUUUUACAGAGUAAAGAGAUGGCAGCAAAAAUGACCCAACAGAGGAUUCAGAGUCAAUCUCCAGUUCGACAAAUUCAAAAGCAAGGACAGAAUUUGUCUAAAAGCAUGCCACAGUUAGAUAUUCCUACAAGGAAACAAAGCACUGAUGUGUACCAAAAUCAGACAUCUUGCUCUCUAAGUUAUGGCCAGGACAACACUUUAGCCUUUCAGUCUAGGCAUCACCCAACAUCUAAAGAAGUUCCUGUUUUCCACAAUAAGAUGGACAGACAGGACCGACUGAUAAACAGGACUGGACAAAAACUACAGUAUGAAUCAAGCAAGACUAAUGAAAUACGCAAUGCAAAUAUGCAAGUUAACAGUUACCAGUCUCGCCAAAAAGGUUUUCAAAGAAUUAAGCAAAACCUGAUUUUAGAAGAUGCACCUCCAUGUUACUCUCUGAGUUCCUCUCUUAGCUCAUUAAGUGAUGCAGAUUUUGAGGAGCACCACGAAAAACCCCAGCGUACAUGGACAAGGAAUAAACAUAAUAUAACUUGCAAACCUGGCCCAUUGAAACCUCAGCAAAACCUUAACCAGCUGGAAGAGAACAGCUCACCAAGCUCAGUCAGCAUGGAUUCAGAAGAUGAUCUUUUGAUAAAAUGCAUAACAUCUGCUAUGCCUCAACACAAGAAAAAGCAAGCUGCCAGAAAAAAGAAAUCUGAGAAAAAGCACAAACAGAAAGCUGCUCCUCAUAAAGCAUCAGAGAAAUGGGACCCUGAAAAUGACAGUGAUGAAAUGGUAUCAGAUAAAGACUCUGACCUCAACAGUGUUGAAUGGAGAGCAAUACAAGAAGGAGCAAAUACAAUCAUUACAAAGUUACAAGCUUCAAAGUCCCAGGAACCAUCCUCAGAGUCUGAGUCAGUUCUGUCUUUUAUGUCUGGUUCGAGUUUUACUCCUAAAGAGAAAAAAAUAUUUAAAGAUGAUAAAAAGGCUAAUAAACCACUUGAUUUUGCCCCUCGUAAACCAGUUCCUAACUUACCCGUGGUCUUUAGGGGUAGAACCGUGAUAUACACACCUAAGAAGGAGACAACUCUCUCUCAAAUACCACCACCCAAAAAAGUCACACCGAAAACAGAUGUCCCAAAAAAUCCAAAUCUGGCUCAACACAGGUCAAGGAGCCUCCACAGGCUAGGGCAUCCAGCUGACACCACUCAGUUGUCAUUGCCCAAGAGAAGUUCAACCCCUCCUGCCAGAAUACCAAAAAGUUCAUCAUCUGGAUCAUCACAGAGCUCAACUCCUUCUAGGCGUCCUCAGAAACAAGUAACUUCUCCAACACAAACCCUUAAACAACAUCAGGAAAAAGCGGCUUCAGCGCCAUGCAGUCCACCGGACAAAAGGGCAAGCACUUCAAACUCCAAUCAAAACUCCAAAUCUCCUAUAGACAAGAAAAGUCAAAAAUCCCCUGUGAGAAUACCAUUCAUGCAAAAUCCAUCAAAGCAAACAAGAAUCAUUUCACCUUUAGUAACCAACCAGCCCUCUAACAUUAGCAGACAAAAUACCCAGAUGUCAGGAAAAAGAGUCCUACCAGCAAACAGAAUGAAUUUGGUUCGCAUGACCUCCAGUCACUCAAGUAGUAGUGGUGAAUCGGACCAAAAUGGCUAUCUCAGACAACUGACAUUCAUCAAAGAAACGUCAAAGGUCCCAAGACAUCAUGCUUCCUGUUCCCGUUCUGUUCCUACAUCUCAGCAUGCCUCACCUCGAAGAGCAGCCCCAGGGGCCCCAGCGGUUUUCUUAUGUUCCUCUCGUUGUCAAGAACUCAAGGAAGCAGUUCAGGGUGCUUCCACAAGAAGAAUGCCUGUGAAUCAAGGACAAAGGCUAGUGCAGGAACAAGGGGGUCUUAGGCAGAGCGUGGCUCUAUCAAGAGCCAUCUCCAUUGAUAGGAAUGUCACUGUGAAACGUCCAACUAGACGAACAAGCUCAGAAAGUCCUUGCAGGGCACAACAAAGGAAUACACCUGGGCCGAAACAAAGGGAAAAGAGGGACGAUACCUUCAAGAGAUACUCUUCCUCACCAAGUAUAAAUAUCCUAAGUCGAGUCACCAGCCGCUCCUCUCUACGCUCCUCAUCUUCUGACUCAAGUGGCCGAGCUAAAAGUGAAAGGAACAGUAAUCAGAAGCAGCAAAGAGGUGGGUUGCGAAACACUGACAAAGUCGCAUCACGGAGCACUGACAAAGUAACCUGGAGAAGGAUUCGGGAUGAAGAAGUUCCCCAAAUAUUAAAGAGCACCCUACCACCCACCGCAUUGCCUUUGUUGCCUUCACCUGAGGGAAACAAACAGAUGCCACCACCAUUACCAGGAAAACUGCCAACUAUUACUCUAGCAUCACGGAAAACAAGUGACGCAACGGUUCAGACUGAGGACUUCCAAGCCAACAAAAUAAACUCAAGCACCUCCCCUACGAUUGAAAAUGGUCUUGGCAUUACAGAGGAGGCCUCAAAAAUGACCAUCCCCAGAAAAAUAAGCAUUGCCUUUGGAAACAUCCUACAAGAUGGGGAUUCAGACGGAUCCCUCAAAACCUACAGCACAGCAUCAACUUCUACCUUCCAGUCAGUGGAAAGUAUCCAUAGUGGUGGUGUUGGCCAUUUCCGUCAAAGCUCUCCCAGUAAAGCUGUCAGAGUUACACCCUUCAACUACACCCCAAGUCCCAUGGCCUGCUGCUCUCCCCAGGCACAAGGUCAAGCACCAACGCCUGUGAAAUCAGGUGAAAAACAUGAAGCUUAAAAUCUGUGUAGUUCACAUUUGCUGGCUUGUAUGUAUAAUGCCACCGAUUCUGUUGGUUAAUAGACACGAGUUUCUUUACCUCGGUUAUUUAAUCAGUCCUGUGCUUGCCAAUGCAUUCAAAGUUUUAUCAAUUUGGAAGAUUAUUUGGAUGUAGAGUCUCAAAGGAACAUGGACCUAACCAUACCACAGGGGAAGGUAUACAGUUUUUUGAUAUUUUUGUACAGUUAUAUUGACCAUUUGGACAAAUAAUCACACAUUAGAAAGAUUGUCACUGGGUGUUAUCCAUUGUUUAAAAUGAUGCCCCACAUGCGUAACAAUAUGCAAAAUAUUCUCUGUAAAACAAUUGUGACAAAUGACCAUGUGCCACCUUCACACCGGAAAAGACUGUUGUACUCUCACAAAGAGAACUACGUGCCACACUGACAGGUUAUCGCAGCCUAUUGCCUUCACAUACUAUUACUGCAGGUAAAUAUAGUUAAAAUAGGUCAAAUCUGCACAAAAUGUCUAUCUAAUCGUUAUGGUUAUUUAGUGAGACUGUUGUAAAUAUUUACCUAUUUAAAAAACUGUAGUCUAAUGAUUCCCAAAAAGCAACAUACUGUAUAAUCCUAUCAUCGCUACAAAUGGCAUGCUGAAUACUCAAACUGUGUGAUGUGGACUUUACAGUUUUUCAUUGAAAGUGACACUUUGAAGACAGCCAUGCAUCUUUCCCACACAUUUGCAUUUUUUAACAUAAUUGUAAUUGUUGAGUGUUCAGCAAAAAAAAAAAAAAAAAAAGAAAUGGUUGUACAUAUUUCUGCUUACAUAUUAAUGCUUUCAUAAUGUGUCAUGACUGUGUAUAAUCAUGUUAUGUUUUAAGUAUUUAAAAGUGAGAUGAGUAGCAACUCUGUGGAUUGAGACAAAUACUUGCCAUUUAAGAUGGGCUGAAUUUUAAGACUGCUGCUGAAUGUUCAAAAUGGCUUCCAUUCAACCAAAGCCCAUUGCCAAAACUACCGACUACACAAGCAAAUAUUGUAGACAUAUGAUUACUGUAGGUUGGAGUAUGGCUUAACCCUUUAGCCUGCACAAAAAUGUGUUUUUGUCUUAUUUGGUGAGGUGCAGUAUUUACAUGGACUUAUAUCUAUACCUGUAGUAUAGCAGCUUAAUCUGUCUCUUUUAGUCAGAAAACAUCUUAAAGUAACAUCACUGAUCUUGUUUGUAACCUUCGAGAAUGAUGAAGAGAAGUACAAAAGAUGUGCUGUGCUUGACAAUACCAACUGUUGAUGACUAAUUAUAAGAAAUUAGAUUUGACCUGUUGGUAAGGAUGAAGCAAUACGAUUCAAUGACGAAUGUGUUCUUGUGUCAAACAACUACUCUACAAUUCUAGACAGAAUAUAUCUGGACCUUAAAAAUUAAAUAGUAAUUGGUAACUCAAAUGCUACCUUCAUAAUAAUUCCAAUUUUAUGCAAAUUUAAGGGGUCUUGUUAAAGCCUGAAUUGGGGUCGAAAUGUUGUUUCAGGGAAUAUGGUGUAAACUAAAAGUGGACAAGGGUUGGAGUCUUUGAAUAAACAUUCUCAUAAAUCCUG
This is a messenger RNA of Misgurnus anguillicaudatus (oriental weatherfish), 9317 nucleotides long. RefSeq names its product APC regulator of WNT signaling pathway 2 (gene apc2). Gene Ontology annotation, molecular function: beta-catenin binding; gamma-catenin binding; microtubule binding. Gene Ontology annotation, biological process: negative regulation of microtubule depolymerization; Wnt signaling pathway; nervous system development. The record is from RefSeq and is a predicted model, not a curated record. Gene Ontology annotation, cellular component: cytoplasmic microtubule; catenin complex; beta-catenin destruction complex. NCBI's taxonomy places the organism in Eukaryota, Metazoa, Chordata, Actinopteri, Cypriniformes, Cobitidae.